Colletotrichum phormii is the source of this 545-nucleotide messenger RNA. RefSeq lists its product as uncharacterized. The record is from RefSeq and is a predicted model, not a curated record. The coding region runs from base 141 to 314 and encodes 57 amino acids. NCBI's taxonomy places the organism in Eukaryota, Fungi, Ascomycota, Sordariomycetes, Glomerellales, Glomerellaceae. The transcript has a single exon.
GGGCGUAGGUGUAAGGAGUCCAGUGCGUAGGCGACCCUUGGGUGAGACCAAAGAUAAGUAGUCCGCAUCCAAGAAUUGCUGCAGCAGCACCGACGUAGUCAAAGUCCUUCAAAGACAAUGCUUCUACGGGAAGAGCAGGGAUGCACCAGAAAGCCGCGACCAGACAUGCGAGAGACAGAACGCUUGUUGAUCCAAAUAACCAAGGCAAAUGUGAACUUAACGCACCGCCCUGCAUGACUCCAAUGGCAAACCCGAGUGGAAUCUUGGCACCCAUCAGAGAAAACACUCGGUUCUUCCGGAGACCAGGAUUAUAAACUCUUCCGAGCAUGCUCAUAGCCGCGGAGCAAAGGGUCCCAACCGCCAAGCCAGACAUGACUCGAGUAACGUAGAACAGUAUCAUUCUGUCAGGCGUGAUGGAGAAAGCACCAAUGAGACUCCAUAGGGAAAGCCAGAUGAAGGCUGCACAGGUAAGGUAUUUCGGGCUGAUGAGAUCGGCCAGGGAACCCGAAAUGAUGACGGAAACCCCGUUAGCCACGAGAAAUGAA